Sarcophilus harrisii (Tasmanian devil) is the source of this 880-nucleotide messenger RNA. RefSeq names its product heme binding protein 2 (gene HEBP2). The record is from RefSeq and is a predicted model, not a curated record. The coding region runs from base 243 to 851 and encodes 202 amino acids. The transcript has 4 exons. Lineage: Eukaryota; Metazoa; Chordata; Mammalia; Dasyuromorphia; Dasyuridae. Gene Ontology annotation, cellular component: cytoplasm.
AGGUCCCAGCCGGGCCAGACUGUAGGGCUAGGAAGGGAGUGGAUCGUGGGGACCCUUGGCGCACCCUCAGUCUCCCUCGCAAGCAGGAGGACCCGCCUGGGCGGAGUCUCGGACCUAGGUGCGGCCCCCCUGGGAGCCGGGGCGGGGAAGUGGAUCCAGUUACUUGGGCCUCCCCUUCAGUCAGGCCUGGUCCCAGGUCCCUCGCUUCUUUUCGAAAGUUAACUCCAACGCCAGGGUCCGAGAUGCCUGACCCAGACCCUGAGCAGGAAGUUGCUGAAGACGCCCCCGCCCCCGAGACACCCAACUGGAAGAGCUUGGAGGAGGCAGCUCGGGAGCCUGGUAGUUAUGAAACCCGGGAGUAUGAACCUGCUAAAUGGGUCAGUACCUCGGUUGAGUCAAUGGACUGGGAUGCAGCUGUCCAAGCUGGCUUUACCAAACUUCAUAAUUACAUUCAAGGAAAGAAUGAGAAAGAGAUAAAGAUAAAGAUGACUACCCCAGUGACAAGCUAUGUGGAACCAGGUUCAGGGCCAUUUUGCCAGUCUACAAUUACCAUUUCCUUAUAUAUCCCUGCUGAACAGCAAUCCGAUCCACCCAAGCCUUCAGAGUCAGAUGUCUUUAUUGAAGACAGAGCCGCAAUGACAGUGUUUGUGCGGUCUUUUGAUGGAUUUUCUAGUGCUCAAAAGAACCAGGAACAACUCUUGACAUUAGCAAGCAUUUUAAGGGAAGAUGGAAAAAUCUUUGAUGAAAAGGUUUACUAUACUGCAGGCUAUAACAGUCCUUCUCAGUUGCUUAAUAGACACAAUGAGGUGUGGUUGAUCAAGAAAAAUGAACCUCCCAAAGAAAAUGAAUAAAAAAAAAUUAUGCUAAGGGUGAAAGUUAA